Molecule: messenger RNA, 962 nt
Organism: Cuculus canorus (common cuckoo)
Lineage: Eukaryota; Metazoa; Chordata; Aves; Cuculiformes; Cuculidae
Gene: PARK7
Product: Parkinsonism associated deglycase
Exons: 6
Coding region: 71-640 (189 amino acids)
Biological process (GO): guanine deglycation, glyoxal removal; protein deglycation, glyoxal removal
Cellular component (GO): cytosol; nucleus
Molecular function (GO): protein deglycase activity
Source: RefSeq, a predicted model, not a curated record
CAUUGUCUCUUUCUGCCCCUCUCAGCCCUUCUCUUAACAACCAUCUCACUGAAGAUCAAGUCCUAAAGAUAUGGCGUCAAAAAGAGCACUGGUGAUUCUAGCCAAAGGGGCCGAGGAAAUGGAAACUGUAAUCCCCACGGAUGUUAUGAGGAGAGCUGGAAUCAAAGUGACCGUUGCAGGCCUGACAGGUAAAGAACCAGUGCAGUGCAGUCGAGAUGUCUUCAUUUGUCCUGAUGCCAGUCUUGAAGAUGCCAGAAAAGAGGGGCCUUAUGAUGUCGUGGUCCUGCCUGGUGGUAACCUUGGAGCUCAAAACUUGUCAGAGUCUCCUGUUGUGAAAGACAUUUUGAAGGACCAGGAAAGCAGAAAAGGCCUGAUUGCUGCUAUUUGUGCAGGUCCUACUGCCCUUCUGGCACAUGGGAUAGGGUUUGGAAGCAAAGUCACGACACAUCCUUUGGCCAAGGAUAAAAUGAUGAAUGGAGCACACUACUCCUACUCCGAGAGCCGCGUGGAGAAAGAUGGGAACAUCCUCACCAGCCGUGGCCCUGGUACAAGCUUUGAAUUUGGGUUGGCCAUUGUUGAAACGCUGAUGGGGAAAGAAGUGGCUGAACAGGUGAAGGCACCCCUAAUACUGAAAGAGUGAAAUUCUGGCGUGGGACGGGGAGUGAAACAACUUUAGAUGGAGUUCUUGUCCUUUGUAGAAUAACUGUAAGAUGCAUUGUUCUAAAUUUGUUUGUAAGAUGCAUUGUUCUAUUUGCUUGUGGGUGAAAUUAGCAACUGUACUUACCUAAACUGUGUUACCUUAACCAACCAACGGUCUUUAUUUCUGGAAAAAGAUCCUGUUAGCAACAACACUUCAUCACUAAAAAGCAACCAGCACCUAAUAAUCAUAGUUAGCUCUCGGAUGGCAUUUAAAAAUCACAUGGGAAAAUGUUUGCUGAGUAAAUAAAAAUGAAGCAACCUUG